UCGUUGUUCGGUUUGUUAUUUUAACGUUUUUUAAAAGUGAAUAAGUUUAUUAAUAAAAACAAACCUCAUCCGGCGUGUUUGUUCAAGUGAAAAUAUUUAACCAUGGCCGGUUUUUCGCAAUCGUUCCUACUCGGCGACUGCACACUGGAGUCGUUGGAAAAUCAAGCUACCAAAAAAUCCGAUGCUCAACAGAGAAAACUUCCAUCGACUCCCGGUCGCAGUUCAAAAACCAACGGCGGUUCCGGCAGCAGUCAAACAGGCAAACGACAAAACUCCGACGACCAGCAGCAGCUGGAAGUGAUCGAUGAAUCCCCGACGAGUUCGGCGCGCACCGGAACCGGAACUGGAACGCACCGACGUCAGAAGAGCGUCCGGGAACGGUUAAAAACAAUCGGAACACAAUCACGGUCCCGAAAGGCACUCAAAAGACACAAAUCGGACUCGGUAGUUGCAAAAACCGGCGGUGGAGAAAAGCAGCAACUGAAAUCGAAAAGUGAAAGCCGGGAACAGAUUAACGCCGUCGCCGUCGAGGAGCUGGGCUCGGAACUAUUUCGCAGCGACGUAUGCUUCGGUGGUGCUUCCGGAACCACACAGUCGAAGACGGCCGGGAAAGAGAAUCGAGAACAGGUGGUUCGGCAGCAGGAGGAAAUCAAUAUUUCGGCCCUGUUGUUGGAUACCGAUUUGAAUGUCGAUGUAACGAAUCGCCUGAAUCCCGACAAUGAAGACCGCCCAGCAGUUAGUCCCACGAAAAAGCCUCGACACAGUCAGCAAAUUCCGGAGGACAUGUUCGGUAGCAGCAAUUUUUCGAUGGACCUCCUGCCUCGUAGUCAAAGUUUGCUGGUAGAAAAUCCUGCUGAUCCAGCUUCUUCGCCGAAGCAAGCUCCUGAUGGCAACAACGAGUACGAAAGUAUGUUCGAUCAAAGCGCCUUUACCCUGGACGUGGCCCCGCCGGUUGAUGAAAGUUUGGACCGAGCGAAUCGUACCUUGAAGGAUUGCUUGGCCAGUGAAGAUUUACGGGAGCUUUCGGAGCUUCAAGAAUCUUUACGAGUCCGCGAGGAUGACUUGGAAGAAGGAUUCGGAUCGCUAAUAGUGGAAAAUGUCAGUUUCACCCAGGUGCCUAUCGAUUCAAACGGUGGGAAUCUCCAGCGAGGCUUGGUUGAAAAAAUAGCUAGCAUUCGACAAGAAGUGCUGGUAAGUUUGUCUCAAACCCGAGAAACUGCUGCCUCUCAAAAACCGAUAAGCGUUUCAAUACGGAAGGAAGAAUCUCAAAAAUCAGCAAUGAGUUUAAGCGAAUCGAAAAAUCCCCGAUUAGUAGCCAGUUGGGGUCUUCCGGAAGCAGUUACAAAGGCUUAUGCUCGAAAAGGGGUGACUGAACUGUUUCAAUGGCAAGCCGAUUGCCUGUCGCAGCCGAAAGUUCUUUUGGACUGUGCUAAUCUCGUCUACAGAGCUCCGACUUCCGGUGGCAAAACUCUUGUUAGCGAAUUUCUGCUGGCCAAAACUGUAGUGGAGAGAAAGCGAAAAGCGAUCCUAAUCCUGCCGUUUGUUGCGGUGGCCCGGGAAAAAAUGUUCUACCUCCAGGAGCUGCUUUCUCCUGCCGGUGUCCGGGUCGAAGGUUUCUUCGGAGGACAUAGCCCUCCCGGUGGCUUCGAUUCCGUUGACAUUGCCGUUUGUACAAUCGAAAAAGCCAACUCAAUCACCAACCGGCUGUUGGAGCAGCAAAAGUUGGCCGACGUUGGACUGGUUGUGGUCGAUGAGGUUCAUCUGAUUUCCGACCCUUCACGGGGCUACAUUCUGGAACUGUUGCUCACCAAGAUUCGGUUCGCGGCUCAGAAACUUAACGAACGCAUUCAGAUUGUUGCAAUGUCGGCUACGAUUCCGAAUGUAGAACUGCUUACCGACUGGCUCGAGGCCGAACAAUUUGAGACCGACUUUCGACCGGUGCAGCUACAAGAAAUGCUCAAGCUUGGAACAUGUUUGUACGAUAAUAGGAAAAAGUUUGUUCGACGCCUGGACACUUCGUCUUUCAAGGACGUUAUGCCGGAUCAAGAUCAGGUUGCCCAACUCUGCUUGGAAACGAUCCUCGAAGGAUGUUCGGUCAUCGUGUUCUGUCCUUCGAAGGAUCGCUGCGAAAAGCUUACCCUGCAUCUGGCCGAAUUCAUCUACGUUCUCACCAAAUCGGAAACCGAUCUGGGCAAACAACUUCGCACCGAGCUGAACCCUGCCAAGCUUCAAGAAGCGGUCGGACUGUUGAAAAAUUGUCCCACCGGACUGGAUCAGGUGCUGGGGAAAACGGCUCACUAUGGGGUCGCCUACCACCAUGCCGGGUUGACGGCCGACGAGCGGGACAUUAUCGAGAGUUGCUUCAAGUCGGGAAUGGUUCGAAUCAUUGUCGCCACCAGUACACUAAGUAGUGGAGUGAAUCUCCCGGCCAGGCGGGUCAUCAUUAGGACCCCGCUGUUCGGUGGUGGGCCCAUGAGUUCGCUAACCUAUCGACAGAUGAUAGGGCGCGCGGGUCGCAAGGGCCAGGAUACGAUGGGCGAGUCGAUUUUGAUGUGUGAUAGUGCUAGCAGCAAAGCCGGGUGGAGUCUGGUGGAGGCCGAUCUAACCCCGAUUGGUUCCUGCCUGGAUAAGGAUGGUUAUAGCCACCUGAAACGAGCGAUCCUGGAGGUUAUUGCAGCCGGUGUUGCCUCGACCCCAUCGGAGCUGGAAGGUUUCGUGAACUGUACCCUGUACAGCCGGGAAAAGCGUGACCAACCGUUCAAGUUCAACACCGAAAUACUGCACCAGCCGAAUCCGGUUCGAUGGACCCGCGCCAACAAAUCGGAAAGCGUCAAGGACCCUGGAUCGGAAUCUUCUAGCGAAACCCAUCGGGAUCCCAUCGGUGAGUGCAUCCGAUUCUUGCUGGAGUACGAAUUCAUCCGGGUACAAGCCGAUGCUGAUGGCGAUGGUGAAGCCCUGAUACUUUGUGCUACUCAAUUGGGGAAGGCUUGUUUGGCGGCCUCGAUGCCUCCUAGGGAUGGGUUUCUGCUGUUCAGUGAGCUGCAAAAGUCGAGACAAUGUUUUGUGUUAGAAACGGAACUGCAUGCCAUCUACCUGGUGACGCCCUACUCGGUUGCUUACCAGUGGCAGAACAUCAACUGGAUGAGCUACUUGGAGAGAUGGGAAAAGUUAUCCGCGGCGGAAAAGCGUGUCGGCGAUCUGGUUGGGAUACGGGAGGCUUUUCUUGUCAAAGCGAUUCGGGGCAAAGUGGACGACCAUCAGGCGCUUCAGAUUCACAAACGUUUUUAUACGGCCCUAGCUCUACAGGAGUUGGUUAACGAGGUGCCUCUGUCGGAAGUGGCUAGCAAGUUUUGCUGUACCCGUGGUUUGCUACAGAGUCUGCAGCAGGUUGCUGCCACCUUUGCCGGAAUCGUGACGGCUUUCUGCACCGCCCUGAACUGGAAUUUGCUAGCUCUGAUAGUGUCACAGUAUCGGGAGAGGUUGUUUUUCGGAAUUCAACCUGAUUUGAUGGAUCUGAUGCGGAUACCUAGCUUAAACGGCCAACGAGCUCGAUUGUUGUUCAAUGGAGGGAUUGUUGGAUUGGUAGAAUUGGCCAACAGCGAUCCGUUGAUUUUGGAACGUAUUCUCUACGGAGGAGUAGGUUUUGAAACGGAGCAACGUCGCGAAGGAGAGGAUGAAUUUGAAGCUCGAAAACGAAUGAACACCCGAAAUAUGUAUGUAACAGGACGAUCUGGUCUAACGGUACCAGAGGCUGCUCGUUUGAUGAUACGUGAAGCUCGAAACUUCAUCCAACUAGAAACGGGAAUCCAUAACCCCGAUUGGAAUGAAACCGAGACAAUUGAUAAAGAGCAAACUGAAACGAUUGCUGAAUCAGAACCUCAAUUAGAAGUUCAAGCUGAAUCAAAACCGACUGAUGCCAUCUCUGAAAACAGUAAACAAGCCACGGCGAAUUCGUUUGAAGUUUCUGAAGCGGAAAGCAACCAGGACAUUGAAUGUUUUCAUAACUCUCUUAUUAUGAAUUUUUCGCACGUUUUAAGCGAAGAUAAAGAUGAUUCAACCCGUUCCGGUUCGACAAAGUUUGACAGCAUCAACAUAGUUGAUGUCUGCGCUGAUCGGAAACUGUUCCAGAGCUUUAGAGAUCAUUUGUCCAAGACGACAUCGAUAAGUAUAGCCUUCGGAAUCAGUAAGUUCGACAGUGCUAAAUCGGUGAUCGGAGGAAAUCUACUUAUCAACCAGCAGUCUAGUUCAGAAAACGAAGAAAUCCGCAAGAAUUUCACCUUUAUUUCCGAGGACAAUUUGUAUAUGACCGGAGUGGCUUUCACCUUUCCGGAAACGAAUGAUUCCCAGUCGGCAAAUGUGGUCUACUACAUGAGCCUUCGGAAAUGUGCCACUAUUCGGUCCGAAGAAAAACAACGACUGGUUGGCGAGCUGUUCUUCAAAAGGGAAGAUUUGACGGUAGAUCUGUACGAUGCGAAAGAGCAAAUCAAGAUGGGCUACCGAACCGGUCUGCUAACCAUGAACCAGGAGCUGAUCGUUGGGUUGCGGGAUCCCAAGGUAGCCUGCUGGCUGUUGCAAACCGAGGAUAAAAUGAUCCCCCUUGCAGCGAUGGUUCAACAAUACUGCCCGGAAUUGACAGCAAUGUGCCAACUGGCGGGUCAUUCUACCGGAUCGUCGUCCCCGGCUUUGAAUUAUAACAGUAGCAUCGAUGCAAGGAUACGCUGCACCGUGGAAAGUUUACUGGUUAACUACCUGAUCCGAGCCCAGGUGGACCAGCUCGGGGAGCUGGAAGAGCGUUCCGAGGAGAUGGUUUCCUCGUUUUGUAACCGCGAAAUGCCGGUCCAUGGGGCGCUGGCGCGAAUGGAAAUGGUUGGAUUUCCAGUCGACGGGCGAAAGUUGAGCCAGCUGAUAGAGCGGCUCCAAAAAGCGAAGGAACGGAUAAGCGAUCGGGUUCGGACGUUGAAUGGAGGCCGUCGGUUGGAUUUCAGUUCUACAAGUGAGGUGGCAGCAGUGCUGAAAAUAGCUCGGGAUCCCAAAAGUGGACGAACCAAAACCAAUCGACAGGUGCUGGAAAAAAUCGAUUCACCGUUGGCAGCUCUGGUGAUUGCGUAUCGUAAAAUUGAGAGCAAUUUGAGCAGGACGAUUGAGCCACUGUUCAGGACUAUCAGAAAUGAGAAGAGAAUUUUCGGAAACAGUUUCUGUUACACAACGACCGGGCGAAUAUCGAUGCAUGAACCAAAUCUUCAGACCGUGGUAAAGGAUUUCAAGGUGGAAAUUGAUCCCAAUCAUGUCGAAACCUUCAGCUGUCGAAGUACCUUUUCGUGUUUGGAUUCAACGAAAACGCUUCUGUCGGCCGACUUUUGUCAGUUAGAACUUUGCGUUCUUACGCACCUGUCCCAGGAUCGAAAGCUACUAGCCGUAAUGAAUGGUCGCAAAGAUGUUUUCCGGGGCAUUGCCGCCAAAUGGAGUCACAUUCCGAACGAAGAUGAAGUAUCCGAUGAUGUGCGGAACUACACCAAAGCCAUAGUGUACGGUGUAAUCUACGGGAUGGGGGCCAAGUCGAUGGCAGCCGAAUUACACGUCGACGAAGACACGGCUCGCACUCUGAUGGAACAGUUUCAUUCCACCUAUCCGGAGAUUCGACGGUACACGGACAAAGUCAUACAGAUAACCAGAGAACGGGGCUACAUAGAAACGUUGACUGGGAGACGUCGCUAUUUGCCGGCCAUCAACAGCACCGAUCAGCGGAGACGUUCGGAGGCCGAACGACAAGCCGUGUGCACAACUGUGCAAGGCUCGGCUGCAGACAUCCUUAAGAAUGCCAUCCUACGCAUGAGUCGAAAUCUACGAAAAUAUCGAUCCACCCUCCAUCUGGGACAGGUAGAGCUGGUCCUACACAUGCACGAUGAGCUCAUUUUUGAAGUACCUAGUGACCAGAUGCGAAAGGUAGCAAAAAUUCUGAAGUCCAGUAUGGAAAAUUGUGCCAAACUUAGUUUACCGCUUCGAGUGAAGGUCAAGUCCGGUCCCAGCUGGGGUGAGAUGAAAGAAAUUCAUCUUUGACGAGGUCACUCACCACAUUAGAAUUGAUGUCGACGACCGGUUUGCGUAGCGCUGUAGAUUUCUUGAUGACUACUGUUUGGUCGGGCGCUGCUUCAACUGCUUCCGGUGGUCCAGUUGUAUUUUCAACACAAGUGCUGCUUCGAUGAAUUUGGUUAUGACAAUGAUUGCAAACAAAAGGCUGGCCUCUGUAGGAAACUUGCGUUUCUUCACCUUGGAUGGUAACGAAUAAUUCGAUGUGUUUUCUCAGAAUCAUCUUUACAAUUCUGACGCCAGACAAAACACCUUUGAAUUUAAAACCUUCCUUCCAGAUUUCAUCCUUGAUUGAAAGCACUUCUCCAUACAUGUUCAGGAAUGAACAGAUUUCAUCAUUCCGAACAUUUUCGGAUAAGUCAUAGAUAUUCACUUCGAUUCCGCCAUCAUCCAUGCUUAGUUGCACCCUAGAACGCGUGUUGCCCACUUGGAUCAUGCGUCGUUCGUUGUGUUCAAUAACCACAUUUAGAGCGGUUUUGUAAUCCACACACUUCACAUGUGCACAUUUUUGCACAUGGUUUAUUUGUAGGCGUAUUACUUGUUUCGGGGAAAGACCAAGCGGUCCAUAAACAAAAUCAUGAAUUUGUUCGUGCGACGGGCGUUUGUAAAAGUUACUUAAAUGAAUCUUGAAGGUAUUUUCUCGCACUCCGAUAGACAUUGUCACGCACGGACCGAACGCUUUAAGCUCUUAAAGCAAAACUUAAGUGCGAAACGUGAAAACUGCUGAUACAGUACAACUCAAAGAUCUAGUGAAACACGUCUGCCUGCAACGUGGCCUUGAGCCGAACUACG
This is a messenger RNA of Uranotaenia lowii, 6879 nucleotides long. RefSeq names its product DNA polymerase theta (gene DNApol-theta). The transcript is spliced from 9 exons. The coding region runs from base 103 to 6057 and encodes 1984 amino acids. The record is from RefSeq and is a predicted model, not a curated record. Gene Ontology annotation, molecular function: ATP binding; DNA-directed DNA polymerase activity; DNA binding. Lineage: Eukaryota; Metazoa; Arthropoda; Insecta; Diptera; Culicidae. Gene Ontology annotation, biological process: double-strand break repair via alternative nonhomologous end joining; DNA-templated DNA replication.